Cicer arietinum (chickpea) is the source of this 2773-nucleotide messenger RNA. Its product is annotated as homeobox-leucine zipper protein HDG1. The record is from RefSeq and is a predicted model, not a curated record. Gene Ontology annotation, molecular function: DNA binding; lipid binding; DNA-binding transcription factor activity, RNA polymerase II-specific. NCBI's taxonomy places the organism in Eukaryota, Viridiplantae, Streptophyta, Magnoliopsida, Fabales, Fabaceae. Gene Ontology annotation, biological process: regulation of DNA-templated transcription.
AGUAUUCUUAUCAGAGAAGUUUUUUGGUGAUAAUAAAGAGAAAAAAAGUCCAAACCUUUUUUUAUGGGUUUUGAGAGUGUGAACAGUUUUUGUAGGGUUGCAAGUGUUGUGACCGAUAAUAUUUAUCCUCCCAUUUUCAGUUCAUUGCAAAAUUCUUCUUCCUUUUUCUCAACCCAAAGGAAAAUGGAGGGUCAGAGUGAGAUAGGUCUCACUGGUGAAAGUUUAGAUACUAAUAAUAUGAUUGGGAGAAUGAGAGAAGAUGAGUAUGAAAGCCGGUCCGGAAGCGAUAACUUUGAAGGUAUAUCUGGUGAUGAUCAAGAUGCUGGUGAUGAACAGCCUAAGAGGAAGAAGAGAUACCAUAGACACACUCCUAAUCAAAUUCAAGAACUUGAAUCUUUCUUUAAGGAGUGUCCUCAUCCUGAUGAAAAGCAAAGGUUGGAUCUUAGUAAGAGACUUGGUUUGGAAAAUAAGCAAGUCAAGUUCUGGUUUCAGAAUCGUCGAACCCAAAUGAAGACUCAGCUGGAAAGGCAUGAGAACAUAAUGCUUAGGCAGGAAAAUGAGAAGCUGAGAGGGGAGAAUACUAUGAUGAAAGAAGCAAUGUCAAAUCCAGUAUGUAACAACUGUGGUGGGCCAGCAAUUCCUGGCCAAAUUUUGUUUGAGGAGCACCAGAUUAGGAUUGAAAAUGCUCGUCUAAAGGAUGAAUUGAACCGUAUAUGUGCCUUAACUAACAAGUUCCUUGGCAAGCCAAUAUCAUCCUUGGCUAGUCCCAUGGCUCUACAAACCUCAAAUUCUGGUCUUGAACUUGGUAUUGGUAGGAAUGGUAUGGGUGGUUCAAGCUCUCUCGGCGCUUCAUUGCCAAUGGGACUUGAUCUCGGAGACAGUGCAAUGCCUGGUAUGAGAUCUCCAAUGGGAUUGAUGGGAAAUAGUAACGAAAUUCAGCUCGAGAGAUCAGUGCUUAUAGAUCUUGCAUUGGCUGCUAUGGAGGAAUUAUUAAAGAUGGCUCAGACAGAUAGUCCUAUUUGGAUUAAGAGUUUGGAUGGAGAGAGGGAUAUAUUGAAUCAUGAAGAGUAUGCAAGGUUGUUUUCUUCUUGUGUUGGUUCAAAACCCAAUGGUUUUGUUGCUGAAGCUACAAGAGAAUCUGGAAUAGUAAUAAUCAACAGUUUAGCACUUAUGGAAACUUUGAUGGAUGCGAAUCGAUAUGCGGAUAUGUUUCAGUCUAUGAUUGCUAGAGCUAUCAACCUUGACGUUUUAUCCGGUGGCAUAGGUGGAACCAGAAAUGGUGCUAUACAUUUGAUGCAUGCUGAGCUUCAAUUGCUUUCACCACUAGUCCCGGUUCGUCACGUGAGAUUUCUUCGAUUCUGUAAGCAACAUGCAGAAGGUGUAUGGGCUGUGGUUGAUGUUUCUAUCGAAAUCGGUCAUGAUGCUGCUAAUGGACAACCAUUUAUAAGCUGUAGGAGGCUUCCUUCUGGCUGUAUUGUGCAGGAUAUGCCUAAUGGUUACUCCAAGGUCACAUGGAUUGAGCAUUGGGAGUAUGACGAGAGUGUUGUUCACCAACUCUAUCGUCCAUUAGUUAUUUCUGGUUUCGGAUUCGGUGCUCAUCGAUGGAUUGCCACCCUCCAAAGGCAGUGUGAAUGCUUGGCUAUCCUCAUGUCUUCUUCCAUCUCAACUGAUGAUCACACAGCCUUGAGCCAAGCUGGUAGAAGAAGUAUGUUGAAGCUGGCACAACGCAUGACCAGCAACUUCUGUUCCGGGGUUUGUGCUUCGUCUGCUAGAAAGUGGGACACCCUUCAAAUGGGAACUUUGAGUGAUGACAUGAGAGUUAUGACUAGAAAAAAUGUUGAUGACCCUGGCGAGCCUCCCGGUAUCGUGCUCAGCGCCGCGACAUCUGUCUGGAUGCCAGUUUCACGACAAAGACUGUUUGACUUUCUGCGUGAUGAACGGCUUAGAAGCGAGUGGGACAUUUUGUCUAAUGGUGGACCAAUGCAAGAGAUGGUUCACAUUGCCAAAGGACAAGGACAGGGAAAUUGCGUAUCUCUCCUUCGUGCCAAUGCUGUUAAUGCGAAUGACAGCAGCAUGUUGAUUCUGCAAGAGACAUGGAUGGACACAUCGUGUUCCGUGGUGGUAUACGCACCAGUAGACGCACAAUCCUUAAACGUAGUGAUGAGCGGUGGAGAUUCUGCAUACGUUGCACUCUUGCCUUCAGGCUUUGCCAUUCUUCCUGAUGGCAAUUCCUCUGACUAUGGUGCCUCAAACGGAACUUUACAAAAAGGUGGUAGUAUCGGCAGCGAUGGUGGCGGAAGUUUGCUCACAGUUGGAUUCCAAAUUCUGGUGAAUAGUCUUCCAACUGCAAAACUCACAAUGGAAUCAGUUGAUACUGUUAAUAAUCUCAUCUCAUGCACCAUUCAGAAGAUCAAAGCUGCACUUAGAGUUGCAUAACAAAAAUGCGUUAUGUUGUGAACUUGUUUUUUAUUUUGUUUUUUUAAUUAAUUUUUUGAAUUGAGAAAAGGGUUAUAAAUUUGGUUGUAUAGGAUUUUAUGAUAUAGAGAGAAAGGGUCGCGUAAGGAAGGUUUGGAGUCAAGAACGAACCGCAAAAAAGGAACUUGUUUUGGUGUUAGUGUUGGUGUUGCUGUUGCUGAUGGUGGUUCGGGUAUUGACUCGUUGACCUGCGAGUUAUAUUCUUACAUACAUAUCCAAACAAAUGUGUCUGUUAUGUACUGUUGCAUAACUGUUAUGACUUUUUUUAAUGCAUUUUUUCAUGUUUUGGUUUUUAAUA